AUGUGCGUCACCUACUUCCGGCCUGCGAGCGCGGUGUUCCGCUCUUUGCCGGCCGGGGUUUUCUGUCCGGCUUUUCUCUCCUUGGCUCAUCUGUGGUGCAAUGGCUCGGGAUUCGGAUCCCUUCCGCGAAGGGCCGCUCUUAAAGGUGCUACCCUUAGACGAUAGAGAUCGGGGCACCCAGCGCUGCCGCCUGGGCCCGGCCGCCUUCCACGCCCUGGGCGCGCGUUUGGGCUCUGCAGUGAAGAUCUCCUUGCCCGACGGCGGCUCCUGCAUCUGCACUGCCUGGCCUCGGCGGGACGGAGCCGACUGCUUUGUGCAGCUGGACCCGCUGUGCGCAAGCCCCGGGGUGGUGGUCGGGGCGCCGAGAUCACGGAGGAGUCUCAGCCUGAGCCACCUUCUCCUAGUGCCCUGUCCGCCCCUGCGGCGCGUCGCGGUGUGGCCGGUGUUGCGAGAGCGGGCAGGCGCGCCUGGUGCCCCGAGUACAGCUGCGGUGCUGGAGGCGGCGCAGGAGCUGCUGAGAAACCGACCGGUUUCCCUGGGCCACGUGGUGGUCGCUCCACCGGGCGCUCCGGGCCCGGUGGCUGCCUUGCACAUCGUCGGCGGGACGCCCAGCCCCGACCCCGCUGGGCUGGUUACGCCUCGUACACGCGUCGGCUUCAGCAGGGAGCCUCCAUCUGAAUCCCGGCCGCGGUCCGAGGUGCCCCUGGGGGGCCUUUCGGAGGCUGCCGACUCGCUCCGGGAGCUCCUCCGCCUGCCGCUCCGCUACCCCCGCACCCUGGCGGCGCUGGGCUUAGCAGUGCCCCGCGGAGUGCUCCUGGCGGGGCCCCCCGGAGUGGGCAAGACCCAGCUGGUACGGGCCGUGGCACACGAGGCGGGCGCGGAGCUGCUGGCAGUCAGCGCCCCCGCGCUUCAGGGUUCCCGGCCUGGGGAGACAGAGGAGAACGUGCGGCGGGUCUUCCAGCGCGCCCGGGAGCUGGCCAGUCGCGGGCCCAGCCUCCUCUUCCUGGACGAGGUGGACGCCUUGUGUCCCCGGCGGGGCGGUCAAGCACCGGAGAGCCGCGUAGUGGCCCAGGUGUUGACGCUGCUGGACGGCGCCAGUGGGGACCGCGAGGUCGUGGUUGUGGGAGCUACCAACCGGCCGGACGCUCUAGACCCAGCGCUGCGCAGACCUGGGAGAUUUGACCGCGAGGUGGUCAUUGGGACUCCCACACUUAAACAAAGAAAGGAAAUUCUGCAAGUGAUUACCUCAAGGAUGCCCAUUUCCAGUCAUGUUGAUUUGGGCCUUCUUGCAGAAAUGACAGUUGGCUAUGUUGGUGCUGAUCUGACAGCACUCUGUAGGGAGGCUGCCAUGCAUGCCCUCAUUCAUAGUGAGAAGAACCAGGACAGUCCUGUGAUUGAUGAAACAGACUUCCUUGAAACUUUUAAAAAUAUUCAACCCUCAUCAUUUCGAAGCGUCAUUGGAUUGAUGGAUAUCAAGCCUGUUGACUGGGAGCAGAUUGGUGGCCUUGAAGAUGUAAAACUGAAGUUACAGCAGAGCAUUGAGUGGCCUCUGAAAUUCCCUAAGGAAUUUGUUAGGAUGGGCCUGACACAACCAAAGGGAGUUCUUCUCUAUGGGCCCCCUGGAUGUGCUAAAACCACUCUGGUGAGGGCCCUGGCCACAAGCUGUCACUGCUCUUUUGUUUCAGUGAGUGGAGCUGAUCUCUUUUCACCAUUUGUUGGAGAUUCAGAAAAAGUCUUGUCUCAGAUAUUUCGACAAGCAAGAGCAAGCACUCCAGCAAUUGUGUUUUUGGAUGAAAUUGAUUCAAUUUUGGGAGCUCGCUCAACCAGCAAGACAGGAUGUGAUGUUCAAGAACGAGUUCUUUCUGUUCUCCUGAAUGAAUUAGAUGGUGUUGGACUUAAGACAAUAGAGAGAAGAGGAAAUAAAUCAAGUCAACAGGAGUUUCAAGACGUUUUUAACCGAAGUAUCAUGAUUGUUGCAGCAACAAAUAGACCUGAUGUGUUAGAUGCUGCUUUGUUACGACCUGGAAGAUUAGAUAAGAUCAUCUAUAUCCCUCCUCCAGAUCACAAGGGCAGGCUUUCUAUUUUAAAAGUUUGUACAAAAACCAUGCCAUUAGGACCUGAUGUCUCCUUAGAAAACCUAGCAGCAGAAACCUGUUUUUUUUCUGGAGCUGAUCUUAGAAACCUCUGUACAGAAGCUGCUUUGCUGGCUCUGCAAGAAAACGGACUAGAUACAACCACAGUGAAACAAGAGCACUUUCUAAAGUCACUUAAGACUGUAAAACCGUCGUUAAGUCACAAGGACUUGGCUUUAUAUGAAAACUUAUUUAAGAAAGAAGGAUUUUCUAACUUGGAAGAUAUUUAAAAAUUACCUUACACCCUUGUCAUUAAGUUGGAAGGACCUGACUUUAUAUGUAAACGUAUUUAAGAAAAGGAUUUUCUAACUUGUAAGAGAUUAACAGUUGCCCUACACCCUUUUUCAGUUGUUCACAUUAAUUGAAAUGUGAACUUGCCUGUUGUUUGCAGCUUCACACUUUAAAAAUUUGUGUUUGUAUUUCAUGUUAAUUUAAAAAAAAAACAAAAAAAAACUUACACCUCAUAAGGUAAGGCUCAUUUUUUUUUGCAAAAAGGCAUAUUAAAAAAAUACUGUACUUUAGGAAGAAAGUGUGUGUGUGUUGAUUUUGUUGUAAGGGUGGUUGGUUUUGGGCAAUUGCUUUUUUAAUUAAACUCUGAAAUAACUUCAUACUUACAGAAAAGUUGCAGAAAUAGUACAAAGAACUUUUAUGUGCUCAAACCCAGAUUCACUAAUUUUUAACAUUUUGCCACAUUUGCUUUCUCUGUCUUCCUUUGCCCCUUGUACAUAUAUACACAGUGUUUUUUUUUAGUGGUUUGAGAAUAGGUUAUAUACGUAAUGUCCCUUUCACCCCUUAAUACUUUGGUGUGUAUUUAUUACAGAUAAGGUUAUUAUAUGACCAAAUUCAGGAAAUUUAAUACUAAUACAGUAUUCCGAUCUGUCAUCCAGUAAGUUUUGUGUACUGUCCCAGUAAUGUCCUAUGUGGUAAUUUCCCCCAUUACAGGAUCCACUAUAGGGUCACACAUUUCAUUUAGUUGCCAUGUCUUUUUAACCUCUUUAAAGUUUCUCAAUCUUUCUUGACCCUGACAUUUUUGAAGAGUAGAGACCAAUUAUUUUAUUGAUCAGUUUGUUCCUGGACUUAUAUCUGAUGUUUUGUCAUGAUAGAUUCAGGUUAUGUAUUGCCAAUGGAGCACUACAUGGGGCACUGUGUUUCAUUGGAGGAUCACAGCUAAAGGCACAUGACAUCUGUACAUUAUUG
Molecule: messenger RNA, 3329 nt
Organism: Callithrix jacchus (white-tufted-ear marmoset)
Lineage: Eukaryota; Metazoa; Chordata; Mammalia; Primates; Cebidae
Gene: AFG2B
Product: AAA ATPase AFG2B
Biological process (GO): mitotic spindle disassembly; retrograde protein transport, ER to cytosol; autophagosome maturation
Cellular component (GO): nucleus; VCP-NPL4-UFD1 AAA ATPase complex; cytosol
Molecular function (GO): polyubiquitin modification-dependent protein binding; ATP binding; ATP hydrolysis activity
Source: RefSeq, a predicted model, not a curated record